AUGGCCUCCGGAAUAAACAGGGGGACAAGUCGUUUUGCGUCCCUAAAUCCAGCAGACCAGCCAGAUAUCUUAGAUGCCCUGUCGGACAAGGAGGUUCUGAAGCUCGAUCCUUCAUGUAUCACUAAAGUUUUAUCUGUUGCCAAUGUCAACCGAGAAGUGGUUUUGCCGACCUUUUGUCGGAAUCCAUCUAAUGCCUUGACUCACACUGUGCCAGUAACUUUACCCCAGACUCACACUGUGCCAGUGACUUUAUCCCAGACUCACACUGUGCCAGUAACUUUAUCCCAGACUCACACUGUGCCAGUAACUUUAUCCCAGACUCACACUGUGCCAGUGACUUUAUCCCAGACUCACACUGUGCCAGUAACUUUAUCCCAGACUCACACUGUGCCAGUAACUUUAUCCCAGACUCAAACAGCGCCAGUAAAUUUGUUUCAGACUUACAUUGUGCCAGUAACUUUAUCCCAGAUUCACACUGUGCCAGUAACAUUAUCCCAGACUCACACUGUGCCAGUAACAUUAUCCCAGACUCACACUGUGCCAGUAACUUUAUCCCAGACUCACACUGUGCCAUUAACUUUAUCCCAGACUCACACUGUGCCAAUAACUUUAUCCCAGACUCACACUGUGCCAUUAACUUUGUCCCAGACUCACACUGUGCCAGUAACUUUAUCCCAGACUCACACUGUGCCAGUAACAUUAUCCCAGACUCACACUGUGCCAGUAACUUUAUCCCAGACUCACACUGUGCCAGUAACUUUAUCCCAGACUCACACUGUGCCAGUAACAUUAUCCCAGACUCACACUGUGCCAGUAACUUUAUCCCAGACUCACAUUGUGCCAGUAACUUUAUCCCAGACUCACACUGUGCCAGUAACUUUAUCCCAGACUCACACUGUGCCAAUAACUUUAUCCCAGACUCACACUGUGCCAGUAACUUUAUCCCAGACUCACACUGUGCCAGUAACUUUAUCCCAGACUCACACAGCGCCAGUAACUUUAUCCCAGACUCACACAGCGCCAGUAAAUUUGUUUCAGACUUACAUUGUGCCAGUAACUUUGUUCUAG
Messenger RNA from Pelobates fuscus (common spadefoot toad), 1068 nucleotides. RefSeq lists its product as uncharacterized. The transcript is spliced from 3 exons. The record is from RefSeq and is a predicted model, not a curated record. NCBI's taxonomy places the organism in Eukaryota, Metazoa, Chordata, Amphibia, Anura, Pelobatidae. The coding region runs from base 1 to 1068 and encodes 355 amino acids.